This is a messenger RNA of Eurytemora carolleeae, 474 nucleotides long. RefSeq names its product guanylate cyclase 2G. The record is from RefSeq and is a predicted model, not a curated record. Gene Ontology annotation, molecular function: peptide receptor activity; guanylate cyclase activity. Gene Ontology annotation, biological process: receptor guanylyl cyclase signaling pathway; cGMP biosynthetic process; intracellular signal transduction. NCBI's taxonomy places the organism in Eukaryota, Metazoa, Arthropoda, Copepoda, Calanoida, Temoridae.
AUUUUGUAUUUUGUAUCCAAAGGAUCCUAAAAUAUCCCUGAUGCCUGCUGAUUGGUCGUUUACAGUACAGUACAAUGUACUCAAUAGUGAAAAAUAUCGCAUACUUUAGCUUUCUGUAAAUCUCUAAUUUCUGUGAAUUUCACUAAAGAGAAACACCUAGCGACCAAAAAAUUGUCAAUUACACAAGGCACAUUAUGCAUUUAGUUUGAAUUAAAAUUACAUGAUUUAUUUAUGUACACAACUCUGCAGACUGAAGAUUAGGGUUGGAAUUCAUACUGGUAGCCUGGUGGGCGGUGUGGUUGGCGUUAAGAUUCCUCACUACUCUAUAUUCGGAGAGGCUGUAGACAUGGCAGGAAUUAUGGAACAGACAAGUCAACCAAUGAAGAUUCACAUGUCUGAGUCGACGAGCCAGCUGUUGAGUGAAGUUGGAGGAUUUAACUUUAUAUCCAGAGGGAUUGUGGAUUUACCAAAGGU